Molecule: messenger RNA, 3116 nt
Organism: Galeopterus variegatus (Sunda flying lemur)
Lineage: Eukaryota; Metazoa; Chordata; Mammalia; Dermoptera; Cynocephalidae
Gene: TLE1
Product: transducin-like enhancer of split 1 (E(sp1) homolog, Drosophila)
Exons: 20
Coding region: 288-2600 (770 amino acids)
Biological process (GO): regulation of DNA-templated transcription; negative regulation of canonical Wnt signaling pathway
Cellular component (GO): transcription regulator complex; nucleus
Molecular function (GO): transcription corepressor activity; protein binding
Source: RefSeq, a predicted model, not a curated record
CGCCGGGCGCCGGCGUUGUCGCGCAGGCUCUUGGAGCAGCCGGGACCGGGGUGCCCCGCGAUGUGGCCCUGAGCGCCAGAGCCCGAACCGGGCGGAGCAGGAGCGGCCGUGGGCGCCGAGUGGCCGGUGCGCCCCUCCGAGCGCGCCUGCGUGCGCGGCCAGCUCGCCCCUUGCGCUCCCCGCUGCUGCCGGGCUUCCCGGCUUCAUUUUCCUCGGCGGGAUUAAAGUUAGAAAUUGAGCGAAGAAUUGAGUUGCCCGGGAGCAGAGCCGCGGCCGCCGCCGGAGCGAUGUUCCCGCAGAGCCGGCACCCGACGCCGCACCAGGCUGCAGGCCAGCCCUUCAAGUUCACCAUCCCGGAGUCCCUAGACCGGAUUAAAGAGGAAUUCCAGUUCCUGCAAGCGCAGUAUCACAGCCUUAAAUUGGAAUGUGAGAAACUGGCGAGUGAAAAAACAGAAAUGCAGAGGCACUAUGUGAUGUAUUAUGAAAUGUCAUAUGGAUUAAACAUUGAAAUGCAUAAACAGACUGAAAUCGCCAAGAGACUGAAUACGAUUUGUGCACAAGUCAUCCCAUUUCUGUCUCAGGAACAUCAACAACAGGUGGCCCAGGCUGUCGAACGAGCCAAGCAGGUGACCAUGGCCGAGUUGAAUGCUAUCAUCGGGCAGCAGCAGUUGCAAGCUCAGCAUCUCUCCCACGGUCAUGGACCCCCAGUCCCCCUAACGCCUCACCCUUCAGGACUUCAGCCUCCUGGAAUUCCACCCCUCGGGGGCAGUGCCGGCCUUCUUGCGCUGUCCAGUGCUCUGAGUGGGCAGUCUCACUUGGCAAUAAAAGAUGACAAGAAGCACCACGAUGCAGAGCACCACAGAGACAGAGAGCCGGGCACAAGUAAUUCCCUCCUGGUUCCAGACAGUCUCAGAGGCACAGACAAACGCAGAAAUGGGCCUGAAUUUUCCAACGACAUCAAGAAAAGGAAGGUGGAUGAUAAAGACUCCAGCCAUUAUGAGAGCGAUGGUGACAAAAGUGAUGACAACUUAGUUGUGGAUGUGUCUAAUGAGGACCCUUCUUCUCCACGCGCAAGCCCUGCCCACUCACCCCGGGAGAACGGAAUCGACAAAAACCGCCUGCUGAAGAAAGACGCCUCGAGCAGCCCGGCAUCCACGGCCUCCUCGGGAAGUUCCACUUCUUUGAAAUCCAAAGAAAUGAGCUUGCAUGAAAAAGCCAGCACGCCUGUUCUGAAAUCCAGCACACCGACGCCUCGGAGCGACAUGCCAACCCCGGGCACCAGCGCCACUCCAGGACUGCGUCCAGGCCUCGGCAAGCCUCCAGCCAUGGACCCCCUCGUCAACCAAGCGGCAGCCGGUUUGAGGACGCCCCUGGCAGUGCCCGGCCCAUACCCUGCUCCCUUCGGGAUGGUUCCCCACGCGGGCAUGAACGGCGAGCUGACCAGCCCCGGCGCCGCCUAUGCCAGCUUGCACAACAUGUCCCCCCAGAUGAGUGCCGCCGCCGCUGCAGCCGCCGUGGUGGCCUACGGGCGCUCCCCGAUGGUGGGGUUUGAUCCUCCCCCUCACAUGAGAGUACCUUCCAUCCCUCCAAACCUGGCAGGAAUCCCUGGGGGGAAACCUGCAUACUCCUUCCACGUCACGGCAGACGGUCAGAUGCAGCCUGUCCCCUUCCCCCCUGACGCCCUCAUUGGACCUGGAAUUCCCAGACACGCUCGCCAGAUCAACACACUCAACCACGGGGAGGUGGUGUGUGCGGUGACCAUCAGCAACCCCACGAGACAUGUGUACACGGGUGGGAAGGGCUGCGUCAAGGUCUGGGACAUCAGCCACCCUGGCAAUAAGAGUCCUGUCUCUCAGCUCGACUGUCUGAAUAGAGAUAAUUAUAUCCGUUCCUGUAAAUUGCUCCCUGAUGGCUGCACUCUCAUAGUGGGAGGGGAAGCCAGUACUUUGUCCAUUUGGGACCUGGCGGCUCCGACCCCGCGCAUCAAGGCAGAGCUGACGUCCUCGGCCCCCGCCUGCUACGCCCUGGCCAUCAGCCCCGAUUCCAAGGUCUGCUUCUCGUGCUGCAGCGACGGCAACAUCGCCGUGUGGGACCUGCACAACCAGACACUGGUGAGGCAAUUCCAGGGCCACACAGAUGGAGCCAGCUGUAUUGACAUUUCUAAUGAUGGCACCAAGCUCUGGACGGGCGGUUUGGACAACACGGUCAGGUCCUGGGACCUGCGGGAAGGGCGGCAGCUGCAGCAGCAUGACUUCACCUCACAGAUCUUCUCCCUGGGGUACUGCCCCACUGGGGAGUGGCUGGCCGUGGGCAUGGAGAGCAGCAACGUGGAGGUCCUUCACGUGAACAAGCCGGACAAGUACCAGCUGCACCUCCACGAGAGCUGUGUGCUCUCCCUGAAAUUCGCUUAUUGUGGUAAAUGGUUUGUGAGUACUGGAAAAGAUAACCUCCUCAAUGCUUGGCGGACCCCGUAUGGAGCCAGUAUAUUCCAGUCCAAAGAGUCUUCAUCAGUGCUUAGCUGUGACAUCUCUGUGGAUGAUAAGUACAUAGUCACUGGCUCAGGGGACAAGAAGGCUACAGUCUAUGAAGUCAUCUACUGAAAACAUUAUGUGGUUUAACGUUUAUAGUUGAAUUGGGCCAAAAUGUUUUGAAUUUGUAGAAAUAGAAAAGUUGUAACUUUAAAGGAAAAACAAAACACAGAAACCUGUUUCCAAACCUUGACACAAAACUACUUUUGAUUCUACAAAGAGGAAACGACGAGGCUAUCCACAGAAGGUCACCUGUCUACCUAGACCAAAUGGAGCACAGAAGCCACGUGCACAGAGGGGCCAAGGGGUUUGGCAGGACUGAGGAAUGGAAGCUGCUGAGCCACGUUUGAGCCCGUUCUGUUCUUUCUUGGUGAUCUGUCGGUCACGCCUUGCCCGAAUGUGAGAUGACCUUUCUGUUCUUGCAGUUCACCUCACUUCCGUCCUUGUAGAGCAGUGGUGUCUCCAGCGAACUUGUUUCCUGGUUUUGCAUCUUGUGAAAUGUUUUUUUGUAUUUUUGUUGAAGGUUAAACAUUUGUAUAAAUUGUAAAUAUAUUUGGUUUAUUACAGUAAAGGCUUUAGUACCAAUAA